ACAUUUUCAAGUGGCCUUGAAGCUUAUUCUUAGUAUAUAAAAUUGCUAAUUCCUGCUUGUCUCAUAACAAUAACUGUUCAGGUUUUAGAAGCUAUGAAGCAUAAUAACUCAUACAAACUCUCUUUUGUUCACUUGCUUUGUGUUUUACUCUUGACUCCAUUGAUAUGCUCCCAACUUGACUACAGAUUCUAUGAUGAUUCUUGUCCUAACCUGACAAGAAUUGUUCGAUAUGGUGUUUGGUCAGCCAUGUCCAAUGAUACAAGGAUGGCAGCCUCUCUAUUGAGGCUUCACUUUCAUGAUUGUUUUGUUAAUGGAUGUGACGGAUCUCUCCUUCUUGAUGGUGAGAAUGUGGAGAAAAAUGGAUUGGCAAAUAGAAAUUCAGCUCGAGGAUUUGAGGCCAUUGACAAUAUUAAAGCUAAUUUGGAGAAAGCCUGCCCUGCCACAGUUUCUUGUGCUGAUAUACUAGCUAUUGUGGCAAGAGAAGCAGUUUAUCUUACUGGAGGCCCAUUCUGGAAUGUUCCUUUGGGUCGCAGAGAUGGGUUAACAUCAAGUCAGAAUGCUGCUAAUCAACAGCUACCAUCACCUUUUGAAUCCUUAGAGAAUAUCACUGCAAAAUUUACCUCAAAGGGUCUUGAUUUGAAGGAUGUUGUUGUGCUCUCAGGUGGACACACACUUGGCUUUGCUCAGUGCUUCACUUUCAAAACAAGGCUCUUCAACUUUAGUGGCUCUGGAAAACCUGAUCCUGCACUGGACACAUCAUUUCUGCAAAGUCUGCAAAAUGCAUGUCCAGACCAAGCAGAUUCUGAUACAAAAUUGGCUCCUUUUGAUUCCACUUCUUCAAAGUUUGACAAUGUUUAUUACAAUCUUCUUAUGAACAAUGCUGGGCUUCUCCAAUCAGACCAAGCUCUCAUGGGGGACAAUACGGCUGCUUCACUAGUCAGUUACUACAGCAAGUUCCCUUACAUGUUCUCCAAGGAUUUCGGAGUAUCAAUGGUCAAGAUGGGUGGCAUUGGUGUUCUUACAAGACAAGAUGGGGAGAUCAGAAAAAACUGUAGGGUGAACAACUAGAAGCGUUGUGCUCUUGUCAUGUAAAUCAAGUCCUACGUAAUAUUACUCUUUAAUGCAGCACUGUAACCAACUGCAAGUGUGUUAUGACAAAAGUGUUAGGAACACGCGCUCUUUAUCGCAAUUGCAAUUACUGUAAAAGAGACACAAGAAAUUUAAUGUGUUCGGAGGUAAGGUCUACGUCCACUAAAUUUUAGUAAGAUCGAGAAAAUGUAAUACGAUCUUUCAGAACUCUCAAAA
Molecule: messenger RNA, 1305 nt
Organism: Manihot esculenta (cassava)
Lineage: Eukaryota; Viridiplantae; Streptophyta; Magnoliopsida; Malpighiales; Euphorbiaceae
Product: peroxidase 10
Exons: 4
Coding region: 94-1068 (324 amino acids)
Biological process (GO): hydrogen peroxide catabolic process; response to oxidative stress
Molecular function (GO): heme binding; peroxidase activity
Source: RefSeq, a predicted model, not a curated record